Messenger RNA from Hypoxylon trugodes, 1983 nucleotides. RefSeq names its product putative thiamine pyrophosphate enzyme. The record is from RefSeq and is a predicted model, not a curated record. NCBI's taxonomy places the organism in Eukaryota, Fungi, Ascomycota, Sordariomycetes, Xylariales, Hypoxylaceae. Gene Ontology annotation, molecular function: acetolactate synthase activity; thiamine pyrophosphate binding; flavin adenine dinucleotide binding. Gene Ontology annotation, biological process: L-valine biosynthetic process. Gene Ontology annotation, cellular component: acetolactate synthase complex; mitochondrion. Bases 1 to 1983 code for a protein of 660 amino acids. The transcript has 4 exons.
AUGGCUUUGCAGAGAUCAUUAACCCGGGCUUCACUCGGCGCGAGAACUUCUUUUUCAUCGUCUUCUUCUUCUUCUUCCUCUUCCUCUUCCUCUUCCUCUUCCUCUUCUUUCUCUUCCCCUUCUUCUUCUUCUUCUUCUCCUUACAGUAAUACCAGCUUAGGAAAACCUCAAACUGGUAGCUCUGGACCAUACACAACCGCAUUUGCCUUAUUCGAAGCACUCUGGGAAGCCGGUAUAACAGCAUGUUUCGUAAACGUCGGGUCCGACCACCCGUCGAUUAUAGAAGCCAUCGUGAAAGGCAAGAGAGAACGGCUAGACACAUGGCCGAGGAUCAUCACUUGCCCCUCAGAAAUCACGGCAAUCUCCAUGGCCGACGGCUACGCCCGAGUAACGGGGAAGCCGCAAGCCGUCCUAGUCCAUGUAGAUGUAGGAACGCAGGCUCUGGGACAGGGUAUUCACAACGCAAGCGUCGGCCGCGCUCCGGUGUUUAUCUUCGCCGGUUUAUGCCCGUACACGGAGUCCGGAGAAUUGACGGGCUCUCGCACGGAGUACAUGCACUGGCUGCAAGAAGCGCCGGAUCAAAAAGCCAUUGUGCGACAAUACUGCAGGUAUACCGGUGAAGUGCACACCGGUCUGAAUAUUAAGCAGACCAUUGGCCGCGCUCUUCAAUUCGCCAGUAGCUCGCCUAAAGGCCCAACUUAUGUUGCUAGUGCGCGAGAGGUCCUAGCCCAAGAAAUCCAACCAUAUUCAUUGGAGCAAGAGAAAUGGGUGCCGAUAGGACCAAGCGCACUCCCAUCGGACGCCGUUCACGAUAUCGCUACGGCGCUCGUGCACGCUGAGCGUCCACUUAUCAUCACUGGAUACUCCGGUCGCGACCGCCGAACACCGGAGCUUCUCGUAGCUCUCGCCGAUCUAAUCCCCGGUAUCCGCGUCCACGAUACCGGCGGCAGCGACAUGUGCUUCCCCUUUUCUCACAUCGCAUCUGAGGGCUUUCGCCUCGGUGCCGACGAUUGUACCAAAGACAGUGACGCGAUCUUUUUGCUUGAUUGCGACAUUCCAUGGAUCCCAUCCCGUAACCCACCUCCCAAAGACGCUAAGAUAUAUCAUGUAGACUGUGAUCCUUUGAAUCAACAGAUUCCUGUUUCUUUCUUCCCUGCUCACGGGCGUUGGAAGGCGGAGAGCUUUACUGCACUUACGCAAUUAGUUAACCAUAUCAAGAGUGACGCUUCGUUAACGGAGACACUUCGAGAUCCGAAAUAUAUAGCUCGCAGAGAUGCACGCGCCGAAAUCCAUAAAUCUCGUCUAGCUAAUAUCGCAUCGCAGGUUCGUUUAGGCGAUGAAGAGGCGUUGAACGCAAAUAAUAUCGGAAGUCUCCUAAAAACAACGCUACCAGAGUCAACAACAUUCGUCGUCGAAGCGGUCACAGCAUCUCAUGUCCUUUCUGAUCAAUUACAACCUAGCCGGCCGGGAAGCUGGAUUAAUUGCGGUGGUACGGGUAUAGGAUGGAGUAACGGCGCAGCGCUUGGCGUGAAAAUGGCCCUAGCAGACCUGGAGAAAGCCGGGGGAAGUAGGCCGAGCCUCGUAUGCCAUAUAGUUGGCGACGGGAGCUUCAUGUGCGCUGCCCCAUCCAGUGCGUUAUGGGUCGCUAGCAAGUACGAGAUUCCAAUCUUGACGAUUGUUCUGAAUAACGGGGGUUGGAAAGCUCCCCGCAACUCUACGGAGCUUCUAUACCCUUCUGGCCUGAAUAAAUCCGCAUCCGACGACGAGAUCAACGUCUCUUUCCGCCCUACACCCAAUUACGCCGCUCUAGCGGAGGCAGCAUCGGGGUCGGAGGUUGGUUGGAGUAAUAGCACCGAGAGCGCGGAGGCGUGGAUAAAAGGUGUACGAGUUAGAACAGUAGCGGACUUCAAGAAGGCUCUUGAUUCUGCGAAUUCAAGAGUGGUGGAAAACAAGAAAGGAAUGCUACUCGAGGUAGUAAUGUAA